Molecule: messenger RNA, 2750 nt
Organism: Gekko japonicus
Lineage: Eukaryota; Metazoa; Chordata; Lepidosauria; Squamata; Gekkonidae
Gene: FBXW12
Product: F-box and WD repeat domain containing 12
Exons: 10
Coding region: 18-1424 (468 amino acids)
Molecular function (GO): protein binding
Source: RefSeq, a predicted model, not a curated record
GCGAUCUCGGAGGGAAGAUGAGCGGCGAAUUGCUUACGCUAGAUUGCCUGGUCCAUAUUUUCUCGCACCUGGAGGCACCGGAUUUACUCAGAGCAGCCCAAGUGAAUAAGACAUGGCUCGAAGCAACGGAGACUGCUUCUCUUUGGAGAAAUAUGUGCCUAAAUCAGUGGGCAUUCUGCAAUAUCUCUGUGACGCCAGGAAUGCAGACCUGGAAAAAGUACUAUCUCCACCGUUCUAAUAUUGAGCAUAAAAUGAUGUCAGGACGACCUUCAGCUGACUAUACAUGUAAAGCCAUGAGAGGACAUCAAGGAGAGAUACAAGAUAUGGCUUACCUGUCGCCGAAUGAACACACAUUUGCCAUGGGAAAGGUAAAAUCCAUUGUGUGCACUGCAUCUGGUGAUGGCACUGUCAAGGCGUGGGAUGUCCAAGAGGGUACACAGAUUUGGUCGAGUCCCAAACAGGAAACGAAACUAGUACAAGUUAUCACACUCCCUCAGCAUAAUCUGGUUGUCACAAGAGAUUUGUUGGGGACAAUCAAACUUUGGCAAGGGGACACAGGGAAGGAGCUUGGAGCAUUUUCAGCAGAGUCCGCAUUCUGCCCCACAAUUGCCUACACAAUAAACAAUAAGCUGUUCCUAUCGGUAGCUACUUCAAGUGAAAAAAUCUAUACAUUGGCAGUUCCUGAGCUAAGUCAAAUUUCUUGCAUAAAACCAUUCCCAAACUGUAGUGCAGAUUUAUCAUCUUGUUCACCAGAUGGGCGAUCAAUAGUUGUCCUUCCUCUGGAUCGCAACGAAGCACCAAAGGUACUUUAUACACAUCAUGCAACUAAUCCAGAAGAUGAUCUACCAGUGUUUUCUAGUCCUCUGCCAAUCAAGAAUUGUGCUUCUGUUACCUGUUGGCUACCAGCAGAACCAGCAAGAAUAGCGCUAAUGCAUGGAGUAGACCAAUGCUAUAACAUCACAACCAUUGAUAUAACCAUACAAAAGUCUAAAUAUAAAAUGAAUAUCACGGCUCAACAGGUUGCAACCUUCAGAUUACCAAAGAAACCUAUAUUUACACAAUACAAGACCAUUGCAGGAUUUGGAAAACAAACACUUUUGAUAGCAUUCAAUAUUGAGCUGAAAAUAUACUCUCUGGAUGGGACUGAAUUAAAUACUUUCCAAGAUCACAUGAAGGCGAUUACAUCAAUAUGGGUGGAUCCUUUCCGUGUUGUUACAUCAUCCUUCGAUCUCUCGCUCCGUGUGUAUACCUGGAAAAAUGACAACAAAACAUCUUCCCUUGUUAGUCGCUAUCAUUUAGUGGGGGGAUCUCACAGAUGGUCAAGGGGCUUUACAAACGUGGCCUGUGAUGAUGUCAGCAUUGUUGGUGUAGUGGCUGGAGUGGAUCAGACAGACAUUUUAAGAGCAUACAGCUUCGAUCUCUAAGACUUAAUUCCAUUCAACAUUCACCGAAGAGACUCCCUGACCGUUAAGAAGCCUAACAGAGUCCAUAGUUAUGUGGAUAAGGGGCACAACUCGUUUUUAAAAAAUCACUAUUAUAAAGAAAAUGGCAUGCAAAUUAAGGAGCACAGAAAGAGAUGAGCUUUGAUACUUAUGUUUAUUUCCACAAUAAAACUGUUGUAUCUUGUACAGUCUUUGAAGCCCCAUUCUUUUACCUUCACUGUGUUUCUGGUGGGGGAAACGUUCUCUUAAAAUACAUAGUUUAUUACAGUGCAUGAAAAUAAACAAUUUUUUCCAAGGUUUGAAAAAAACAAGCAAAACACUUUUUUUUGCAAAGUAACACUCAUUCAAAACUUAGGCAUCUUAGCUGACAAUGCAUAUACUUACAAUGAUUUCCAGAUCUGGAGGUAGGAUGAGACAGUAAGAGUUCUAGAGCCCCAGCAUAGAUAACUGCAUGUGUUGAAAAUUGACACUGGGAGUACAGAGUUUACUGCAUGAGGAACAGAUGGAACUACUGCAACAAGUCUCACUGCACCACUAUCAGUGCCAUCCUAAGUAGAGUUGCAUCCUUCUUAGUCCACUGAAGUUGGUGGGCGUGGAAAGGUGUGUUUAGGCCUGCGUUAUGUCCUACCUUACACAAAAAAAUUCCGAGAAUCAUCCAUGGCUGCCAUAUUGUCUCCAGCCCUCUUACUGGGAUAAUCAAAAGGCAAGGAUUCUUACCAACUGCUUCUGCAAGCACUGUUUCACUUUAAUUCUAGUUACUGGUGUAUUUGUCUGCAUUCUUCUCUGUAGCACUGCAGAGGGAAAUCUGUUGCUAUCAUCUCAUGAGUCACAAUUUCCAAAAUUAUCCACCAGACAACCACCAUGAUAAAAGUAACCCAAGUGGGACCAACACAGAAUAAUUGGUAAAUUUAACUUAUGUUUUUUAUAUGGUGCUUUCUCUUCAGGUUGGAGCACAUUUCAAUCCAUUACCAGCCCCCUUUUCUAUUCAGUACAGACACAGUUCAGCGCAAUCCUAAGUAGAUCUACUCAGGAUCUUAAUGGUGUAUUUGAUGGGGCUUACUCCCGGGAAAGUGUUCUUAGGAUUGCACUGUGGGUCUACCUUAUGGAGCCUGAAAGAGAGUUAAUGUAGAAAUAACUUAUCUGGUUUAUCCAGACCAGUGGAGAAAGUAAUAUUAAGUUCUGCAUACCAUACCCUAAUGGAAGGGUUAGACUGAGCCAAUACGAUCCUGUUGUAAUUUUAAAGCCCUAAGAAAGGCAGCAGGUUGUAUAGUUAACUCCUUGUGGGCAAAACCACUGCCCUAAAACUAU